CGCUCGUCUGCACUCUGUACGAAGGCCCACUCGGUGACCAUGUCCACCGCCGUCGAGGUGACCGGCUUCGUGCUGUGUGUGGCCGCCUGGUUGCUCAGCGGCAUGGCGCUUGCCAACGACUACUGGAAGGUGUCUUCGUUCUCGGGCAGUGUGAUCACGUCGGCGCGGCAGUACGAGAACCUCUGGCACUCCUGCGCAGAGAGCAGCACCGGCAUCACCAAUUGCCGCGACUUCGAAUCCAUGCUCUCGCUGUCGGCCUACAUGCAGGCGUGUCGUGCGCUCAUGAUCAUCUCCAUGAUCCUCGGCCUCAUCGGAGUCAUCGCCUCCAUCAUGGGCCUGAAAUGCACCAAGAUCAGCUCAAGUGCCGAUGACACCAAGGCCAAGAUGGCCACGACCAGCGGCGCCAUCUACAUCUUGUCGGGCCUGUGUGUGCUGACGGCCGUGAGCUGGUACGCCUCCCGCGUCGUGCAGGACUUCAACAACCCGUUCUACUUCGACCUCAAGUACGAGUUCGGUGCCGGACUCUACAUGGGCUGGGGAGCCGCGGGCCUCUCCAUGGUGGGAGGAGCCUUCCUCUGCUGCUCCUUCAGAAGGACGAUGAAGGGAUCGGCGAACGGUGUGAGCGCCCGCCCCCCCCGCAGGCCGCGGAUGACCACGGUGACCGGUUACUGA
This is a messenger RNA of Scleropages formosus (Asian bonytongue), 672 nucleotides long. Its product is annotated as claudin-10-like. Bases 40 to 672 code for a protein of 210 amino acids. The record is from RefSeq and is a predicted model, not a curated record. Gene Ontology annotation, molecular function: structural molecule activity. NCBI's taxonomy places the organism in Eukaryota, Metazoa, Chordata, Actinopteri, Osteoglossiformes, Osteoglossidae. The transcript has 4 exons. Gene Ontology annotation, cellular component: membrane; bicellular tight junction.